Messenger RNA from Phyllostomus hastatus (greater spear-nosed bat), 661 nucleotides. It is a transcript of the gene DNPH1, whose product is annotated as 2'-deoxynucleoside 5'-phosphate N-hydrolase 1. Bases 23 to 523 code for a protein of 166 amino acids. Gene Ontology annotation, molecular function: 5-hydroxymethyl-dUMP N-hydrolase activity. Gene Ontology annotation, cellular component: nucleus. Gene Ontology annotation, biological process: deoxyribonucleoside monophosphate catabolic process. The record is from RefSeq and is a predicted model, not a curated record. The transcript has 4 exons. Lineage: Eukaryota; Metazoa; Chordata; Mammalia; Chiroptera; Phyllostomidae.
GGUGAGCGGUGACGGCAGCCGGAUGGCGGCGACCGUAGCCGGCGCGCGGGAGCGCGGGGAGCCCGGGCAGUCGGGCGACACUUGCCGUCGGGCCCUGUACUUCUGCGGGAGUAUCCGCGGCGGACGCGAGGACCGGGCGCUGUACCAGCGGAUCGUGUCGCGGCUGCGGCGCUUUGGGACCGUGCUUACGGAGCACGUGGCGUUUGGGGAGCUGGGCGCGCAGGGGGAAGUGGCUGCUGGGGGUGACAGGCUCAUCCACGAUCGGGACCUGGCCUGGCUGCAGCGGGCGGACCUGGUUGUAGCAGAAGUGACCCAGCCAUCCUUGGGUGUCGGCUAUGAGCUGGGCCGGGCAGCUGCCCUCAAUAAGCAAGUCCUGUGCCUGUUCCGCCCACAGUCGGGCCGAGUGCUCUCAGCCAUGAUCCGGGGAGCAGCAGACGGCUUGCGGUUCCAGGUGUGGGACUAUGACGAGGGAGAGGUGGAGGCCCUGCUGGAUCGGUAUUUUGAGGCUCAUCCUCCCGAGUAGGUGGCUUCUUCCCUCGGCCCAACCGCUUGACUGAACCCCACUUUACCCAAUUCUUCUGAUCCCAGACUCGGCUGUAAUACCAUCCCUGUCUUUUAUCCCAGUGCCAAAUUAAAAGAUAUGUUUACAGUUCUGACUUUA